Molecule: messenger RNA, 3671 nt
Organism: Odontomachus brunneus
Lineage: Eukaryota; Metazoa; Arthropoda; Insecta; Hymenoptera; Formicidae
Exons: 2
Coding region: 297-1637 (446 amino acids)
Cellular component (GO): extrinsic component of mitochondrial inner membrane
Source: RefSeq, a predicted model, not a curated record
UGUAUUUAUAAUAUUGGCAAUUUACACAUGUACACAUAUUGUAUGUGCUAAUGGCUAUUCGAAACUCGUUAUUUCGCCAGUUACAAUAUACAUUGUCAAUAAAUGACGUAAUAUUCGAAAACAUACACAAAUCUAUUAUUAGUGUCCUUCCGGCUAUCAUCAACUGAACAUCAAAACUGAAUUCGUGCACAGAUUGUCGUGUACAGAAUUAUUAUCUUCGCUCAUAUAUCCAGCAUUAUUUCUAAGUGAAUAUAACGAUUUAAGUAUUUGAUAACUGUCAAUUGCAUCAGUAUAUUAUGUCCCGCAUAACUAAAAACUUGUUUAAAUUUGAUGACUUAUACACAGAAAAUAAUUAUAAUCAGUUUUUCAAUCCGAAUAUCUGUCAUGUCUGCAAGAAGCCGAAUCAAGACGAAUUAAAGCCAUGUGGUUUGUGCGGCAUGGUCUUUUAUUGUUCCACGGAGCAUCAAAUAAUGCAUCAAAGCUCGCAUAUGGAAGUCUGUGCAGUUAUGACAUUUGCAAGAACAGAAGACUUGGAAUUGAACGCUCGUCCUUUUAACUCAGAUGAUGAAUGGAUGUCAUUUCGAAAGAUAUUUAUGCAAGAAAUUCGGAUGAAAAUAACACGUGAUCUAAAGCCAUACGAGAAAGAGAUAAUAAUGUGCCCAAAAUCAUGUCUCAUUUGUCAUCAACAGAUUAGUCUGCGAACUUGCGGGACCUGCUAUUCCGCCAAUUAUUGUGACGAACACCAAUUGGAUUUUAAAAAAAAACACGUCUCAAUGUGCACGAGUUUAUUGGUAUUCCUCAAUCUUAAUCUUUUAAGUAUAAACAAAUAUAUUAGAAAUUCGUAUCCACAUAAUAUAAAGUUUACCCAAAUAAAAAUAGAUUUUGAUGACAUGCCUACAUUUGUUAUUCAAUACAUUAAUGACAAAGUAGGAAAUGUGAAAACUUGGAGUGAGAAAUCUUAUAUAUAUUCGGAUUAUAUGUCAGCUCCACUGACCCUAUUUUACGGGUUAAAGGAAUUCGCAAAUUCAUUUGAAGAAGCACAGAUUUAUAGACCAGAAUAUAAUGUUACCGAAUAUAUACGCACCAGAAGUUAUAUCUUUAUCGUACAUAUCAUAGGUGCGAGUUCAGCAGAUGUAACAGGCUUACCAUCAUGGGAGAUUUUCUUACAUAUAUACAAUCAAUUAGAAUUUUCACGAAAUAAAAUUAGGGAAUUACGAAUUAUAUUGGUAAUACCAGAAACAGAUUGUGACAGGAAUGAAUACUAUGAUGUUUGCACAAAUUGCUGCCAUAUCAAGAGGAAGCUAUAUCUUGGAAAUGCAAGAGUGUCAUAUGAGGAUUAUGUGCGCACAAAUUUGUAUAAACAAGCAAAUAUCAUUAUUGCAUUUCAAGCAGAAUUUAGUGUGGGAAAUGCACUGUUAAACAUUUUCAUCGCAACGCAAGAUCGUACAUGUCCGUUUUUUUUCACCACUGCGUCACAAAGUACAGCAGAAGAGAACAUAAGGAAGAUAGAAGAAGUUAUGAAUGUUCCUAGAGAACAUCGUUCUGUAGGAAAUAAAUUUCGAAGUUACAAACCGUAUAGAAACUACGAUACUGGUGAAAUUUAUUAUCGUAAUGCUUAUUUAGUUGUGAUCUUAUGAAUUUAAAUACUGCAAACAAAAUUCAAAAAAUUUAUUUCAUAUAUAACGGGGUUCGGAAUUACUUUCAGUUUGAGAAUGUUUUCGAGGCUACGUAUAUUUCCCUUUUCCACUCUAACUGGCUCGGAGGGUAACGGGAUUAAAAACUUUGUUACUUAACCUUCGGGCCAUUUUUAUGAAAUUUAUGUUAUUCAAAUAAAAUUUUAUUCUGCUAUUGAUAAUUGCCUCACGGGUUUUAGAAUCAACGGUAGUCAGGCUUGAAUCUUUAGCCAAGAUCAAUCGGCAAAAUGUACCUUAACCGAACAGAAAAUCAAUAUCCGUUAAUUUUUUCGUUAGUUUGAUUUUUUUUUCAUUGUGUUUUUAUAUACUUAUAUUUCUAUUCCUCUACUUGGAUAGGAUUGAUUUUGCAAUUUAGUUAUGAUUGUAUCCACAAUUUUCCAACAUUAUUGUUUAUUACAUAUAAAUUUGAUAGAAUUCGCGUAUAAAAAAUCACUUUGUUGGUAAAAUAUACAUUCACUGUCAAAUAUAUUGUCUUUACUUUCUUUCGCUUUAAAAGCGCGUAACAUAUGUUAUAGGGUUUUAUUAAUCGAUUUAAUGAAUAUUAUGUAUUUAAUGUGAAAUAAUGUUGUAAUAUCUUGCAUAGUAGCAAGAAAUCCUAUAUUUCAGAACUUUGAAGUUGCAAUUUAUCAGACAACUAAUUAUGGUGACAGACUGAGCAAACAUGAUAAAGGUCUUUUUCUAUAUGCGUUAUUUUCUAUCUCUUCCUGUUCGCCAUAUUCCUUUAUAAAUAUAAAUAUUCCAAUAUAAAUAUAUUUACUAUAUAUUUGGUUUGAUAAAAGCCAAAAUUCAAACUUGUAACACAAUAACCAAUAAGGCGAUGUAGAAAGAGAUCACGUAUAGAAUUUGUAUCUUGAUUAGAUUUCGGGAUCUCUCCGUGAGACAUUUUUAUAUUCCACCUGUAUGCUUUUAAUUGGGCUAAGUUUGCUUCUUCCGUUUAUAUUGUCCAAUUUCAAUAAUUGUAUGAAUGAAUAUUAUUUUAGUUAUUCGAAUAUAUAAUAUAAUCUAUAAAUAUAUCAAACACAGAUAAUCAUGCAUUUUAACGAAGCAACCUCCAGUGACCUUGACAUAUGUCAUAGACGUUACCCUUUCGAGUAACACUCAAAAAGUUUUAGGUAUCGCUCGUUGUUUCUUAAAAAAUUAUUAACGAAAGAAAUUGCAUAUAAUAAAUGUGAAUUUUUGGACACCGUAUAUAAAAAACAACGAAUUUGUAAGCUUGGAAGAUUCUUGCUACACACACACACAUACAUACACACUACUUGGACGUCCGUGCGCUCGCCUGCCCGACGGGUGACAAGACUGGUGAAAUUUAUUACUGUAAUGCUUCUUUAGUUGCGUUCUAAUGAAUUUAAAUAAAACAAGCAAAACUACAAAAAAUUUAGUUCAUAUUAAACAGCUUUCGGAAUUACCUUUAGUUUGGAAUGUUUUCAAGGCUAUAUAUACUUUGCUUUUCCACUCUAACUCGCCCGCAGGAUCGCGGGAUUAACAAUUGUAUUACUCAGCCUUAUAUGGAGUUUAUAUGGAGUUUAUGUUAUACAUAUAAAUUUUUAUUUGGCUAUUGAUAAGUGCCUCACAAAUAUUUCAGUUUCAACGGUCCUAAGGCUUGGCUCUUCAGUCGAGGUAGAACGGUAAAAUAUACCGAACAACUAAUCGAACAACUAAACCGAACAAAAAAUCAAGAUUCGAUUAUUUUCAUAUUAGUUUGAUUUUUAUCGUAACUUUAUAUUCUACUUGAACAUAAUUUUAUUUGCAAUUUAGUUAUGAUUGUUUCUGCAAUUUUGCAACAUUAUUCUAUAUUAUAUGUAAUUUAAAUAGUAUUCACGUAUAAAUAAUCACUUCGUUGAUAAAAAUUACACUGUCAAAUGUAUUGUCUUUACUUUCUUACCUUCAUAAAAUUUAGAAAAGAGACUCCCACAAAAAGUUUUAGUAACCAGCUACACCAAAAAUUUCCUAACAUAAAGUUAUAAAAAGUGAAGUCAC